Messenger RNA from Calypte anna (Anna's hummingbird), 7795 nucleotides. It is a transcript of the gene BCL2L13, whose product is annotated as BCL2 like 13. Gene Ontology annotation, cellular component: mitochondrion. The record is from RefSeq and is a predicted model, not a curated record. The coding region runs from base 348 to 1763 and encodes 471 amino acids. Lineage: Eukaryota; Metazoa; Chordata; Aves; Apodiformes; Trochilidae. The transcript has 7 exons. Gene Ontology annotation, biological process: regulation of apoptotic process; apoptotic process.
CCGCCGUCCUCCCCGCCCCUCCGUCAUGGCGGCGGCGGCGGCAAAUUAGGGCACAGCUCGCACCGCCUGGGGCGCGCCCGCGCGCGCGCGCCCACCACACCCCCCCCCCUCUCCCUUCCCCACCCUCUCCCCACCCGGCGCAACGACCCGAAGCGGCGCCGAUCCUCGCCCGGGCCCCAGCCCGCCCGCCCGCCCCCUCCUCCUCCUCCCCGACCCUCUCCCUUCCCCUAUUCUCCCUACUCCUCCCUCCCCCUUUCCGCGCCCCACGGCGCCCGCAGACUUCCUCAGUUACCAAGAGAAAACUCUAGGAGCCCUGUAAGAGCACUGCUGCAUUUCAGGACCACCCGAUGGCGUCCUCUACUGCUGUGCCUGUAGGAUUUCACUAUGAAACAAAAUACGUAGUUCUCAGCUACCUGGGACUUUUAGCACAAGAGAAGCCACAAGAGCAUCCUCCUCCUUCAAGUCAAGGGGCUCAACAACAGCUUGUGGCACAACAUGCUUCAGAGAAAGAGGCUUUGGAGAAGAUUAAAAUAGAAAUCGAGGAGGAGCUAAAGCAUCUUGAUGAAGAAAUCUUGGAAGCAUUUACCACUACAGGAUUUGACUGCCACACUUCCCCAGUGUUCAGUCCUGCCAAUCCAGAGAGCUCAAUAGAAGACUGCCUGGCUCAUCUGGGGGAGAAAGUGUCCCAGGAAUUGCAAGACCAUCUGCACAAAGCACUGCAGAGCUUGCUUAGCAAGCCGGUGACAUAUCAAGAAUAUCGAGAGCGCACACAAGAGACAGCUGCUCAUGCCAGUGGAUGGAACAAGGUCUUGGUACCCCUGGUUCUGCUACAACAGUUUCUGAUGGAGUUAACCAGACGGGGACAGGAACCACUGAGUGCACUUGUGAACUUCGGAGUGACCUAUCUAGAAGACUACUCUGCAGAUUAUAUCAUUCAACAGGGAGGAUGGGGGACAGUUUUUACUUUGGAAUCUGAAGAGGAAGAAUACCCCGGGCUCAUCGCAGAGGACAGUAAUGACAUCUACAUACUGACCAGUGACAACUCAGGACAGGUGAGCCCUCCCGAAUCCCCCACAGUGACCACGUCGUGGCAGUCAGAGAGCCUGCCCGUCUCCCUGUCAGCGAGUCAGAGCUGGCACACUGAGAGCCUGCCAGUCUCCCUGGGACCCGAGUCCUGGCAGCAAGUGGCUAUGGAUCCGGAAGAAGUCAAAAGCCUGGACAGCAACGGAGGGGGUGAAGAAAGGAGUGAGAACAACUCUUCCAACUCGGAUAUUGUUCAUGUGGAGAAGGAAGAGAUACCUGAGGGGAUUGAGGAAGCAGCAGCAGUAGCCGGUGCUGCAGAGACCAUGCAGGCAGAGUUUCCAGAGCCCCCUGCUUCUUUACAGGAAGUAAAACCUCAAGCUAAGAUUGCUGCUGUUGAAAAAGCACAUCCCUCAGCACUUCUGCGUGCAAAACAAGAGGAAAAGGGAAAAGUGGCCGAAGAGCUUGUUGAACCUGAAAUCCCCAUAUUAAGUAAACCUGCCCCAAAGUUAGCCCCAUCAGAAGAAAAGGCUGCGCCAGAACCUGCAAAAAUACUGCUUCCAGGGGAAAAAAAAGUAGGGAAAGAGGGCCAUUUGGAAGAAACAGAAGAGAAAUCCUCGGCUGCAGAGGAGAAGCCUAUCUUAUUGCCGGAGGGGAAAUCCAUAUUGCUGUACGGCGGGGCUGCUGCCAUCGCUAUAUUAGCUGUAGCAGUUGGAGUAGCGCUGGCGCUUAGGAAAAAGUAACGGAGCUCUCUUGAGGAGGAGGAGAAGAACGAGGAAUGGGGGGAGAGAAGAGAGCACGAUCUUAUUUUUGUAGCUGUGUUACCCAAAGGUUGAGCUGCCUGCUGUUUAAUUGGACAUUUGAAUAACUUAAGGGUGACGGGAUGAGGUCAUUCAGUGAGCCUCCAGCUAUGGACAAUCGUUUUUAGUAGAAUUGGGGUGGGGACUGGUUUUUCGUGAUCAAAGUACAGGGGUAUUUUUAACAAUAAAAAAAAAAAUCUGCAAAUUUAAGAACUUAAGUGCAGGUGCUGAAGAAAGGGGUGCUCUUAACUCUAGAAACUGGAACAGAGAACCCCCAGGGGAAGGGGAGAGCCAGCUGCCACCAACCCCUGAAGUUCUUGGCUUCUCAGACUGACCACUACUGCAGCUGUGCUGUCUUGUCACUUCCCAUUGUGCCCCCCCAGACCCUCCCUAACACACAUUUACCAACCCGAGUUCUGUAGCGAGAGGCUGGUCUCCCUUUUGUCUCACCUUCCUCUCAGGUACAGCACUUCUCCUUGUAACCUUGCAGGUUCCUCCUAAGCCCCAGUGGGAGAGUGCUUAUAAUCUUACCUCUUUGCUCACACUGUUUUUGGCCCCUGACAUUUAUUGGAGCCCCAUCCUGUAAAGAUGCUGCCUCUCUAUAGCUGUAUUAUCUCUGAGCAUCCUGCCGUUCCAGGGGGAGAGGUGCAGGAGGGUGGGUGUGAGGGAGGGCCACUGUUAUUUGCUGGUUUGAAAAUCCAUUUGCUCCACUCCUGCCGAGCCCACUUUACUGCCACCCUUGAGUUACCAGAGGUGCAAAAUUCAUGCUAGACACAGUGCCGUUCUGAUCAGUACUCUGAUGCCAGGGCAUAUUCAGCAAAAAUACGGCAAAACUACACAGAACUGAGGCCGAUGCCUCCUGUGCAAUUCCAAGGUUAAACGCUAAGCUGUCAUGUAUCACCCUGCAGUUUGUAUUGUUUUUCCCAGGUUAAGCACAGAGUGUAUUUAGUGCUAACUUGGUCUUGGCUGUGACAGAAUCCGAGAUACAUGAGGUGGUGGAUUCUAGUAGUUUAGCAGAACAGCAUUAACCAUCUCUAUCUGCCUGUUCCUGAGCUGACCCGCAGUGUUGUUUGGUGCAGUUUCUUUUGCGACUCUUGAUUCCGUAAUGAGCUAAACUUACAAGUUGACAAAUCGUGAGAAAGUGACUUUGGCAAAAAGUAAAUCCCUCUUCUUGCGGUCACAGCACUUCAAAUGCGUGUGUAGAGAAACCUUUAAGGUACUGCCAUACACAUUUGUUACAUUGGAUCCAACCACAAGUGUUCCUCUUUCAGUGCACAUCUCUGUGUCUGUCCUUGUCCGUACAGCAGCUCUGGCAGCAAGACCUCAGGCUUUCCAGGCAAAACUACUGAGGCAUCUCUGAGGGUUCGUGCUGGCACUGUGGAUUAGACCAGAUGGAGGUAGGUGGAAGGGAACUUGGAAUAAUGAAAAAAAAUGAAAACCUAAGCUUAUGGGAACUGUUACCAUACUCUUCCCAAGCACAAAGACAAGGUACUUGAUUCCUAGGUAACUUCAGAGUAUGUCUCCUAAUGAACCUGUUCUUAAGUGAAUUGAGAAUGUAGAGAUUUUAGCACAUUGUCUAUUUUAGGAUAGUCUUACUGCAUUUUCCUUUCCCACCCGUAUCCCAUGAUGCUGGGAAGUCAGUUAGAACCUAGCAAAUUCUGAAGGAUUGUUACUGUUUAAGAUUUUUUUGAUAGUGGAUUUUUAAGAAAAAUUUUUGGGUUUUGAACUCUGUGCGAAGUUGAAUACUAAGAGGAAGGACUGUCACGUAUGUACUGCUGGUGUGGACUGAACUCAGGACCUUUGACUUUACUUUUGAUCAUUGAUGGCUCUUUUUUCAUAUACAAAAUGUAGCAGGUUGGCCUUAAGAAAAAAAGCAGGCACAACCAUUACCAUGUUGCAGAGGAGAAUUGACUUUUUUUUUACCAUUUCCUAAUGCCAUCCUGGUACUCUCAUUGGCAUGCUUUGUGCCCACAAAGGGUCACUGGAACUUCUUCAUGCCAUGGAUUCUCUGGUGUCUGCCUUCCCACCAUGACAAUUCCCUCUCCUGACCCCUCAGAGGAGUUUCCCUUGCGUGCAGAGGCGUCUUUAUGCUCCUUGUGUCAUGGAUGUUUUAGAAAGUUUACAGUUUGCUUCAUUUCACAUGUUGCAACAUUGAUGUUUAGCAACCAGUGACAUGGUGUGUGCUGUGGGUAACUGGUUGUUCCUCUCUGGCAAGGACUGCUUUACUGCCCAAUAGGUUGAGCAAGUCUGCCCCUCUCCUGCUGCUUUUUUGAUGGCUUUGAUUUUCUAUCCUUGCUGAAGAUGAUAAAUCCACAUUUGGGACAUCCCAUCUGUAGCCAGGCAGCAGGUUACACAGAAGUACCCACAUAUGCUCUGAAGCAGAGUUGGGUUGUUUUUUUUUUAACACUCUGGACAACUUGCACACAAAACAGGGGGUGUGGGGGUGUGUUAGGUGUUCUUUUAGCCCUUUUCUGUUGAUGGUUGUUUCAGCAGUAGUGUUGGGAGAUGGGUACAAGACAGGCAAUAAAAAUAAAUUCAUGCCAAUAAGGGAAGAAAUCCCUAGCUUGUUGGCACAAGGAGCCCAGUGGGGCAUUAAAAAGAAAGUGUUGUCUUCCAGAUGCAGCAGGGAGAGUGUGGCAGCAGCAGUAGGGAAAAACUUUGGUUUACUUUGUUUUGUUAAACAUUUUCAUGGUGGGGUGAAAGCCUUUUUAGUAUCUGGUGUGUUGUUACGUUUAAUAGAGCAUUACCUGCACUGUAUUUUGGUUGCUUGGUCCUUUAUAUUCUCAUUUUAGGGUCAUGUUGAUUUGAAAAGUCAGCGAGAAUUUGUAUGCUCUUCCCCACCCACCCCACUGGUCAUACAUUUAGAAAAUUUAUCAUGUGUGUCUCUCCUCUGGGAACACUCCAUUAGCUAAAAAGGUCAGUUAUGGACUGAAUUCUUCUGAAUUUGGAGUCCUGUGGUCAGAGCUGGGACAGACCCUGUGGCAGUCACCAAAGGGAGGGUCAGCUCAGAUGACGGCGUUCUUACAGACCCCAGAGCCAGGCUGCUCACUGUGUUACAGGUGUGAAUUAGAAAAUGGAAGGGUUUUUCUUCCCCUCUAUCUUCAAGUAUAAUAAAGUAAUCUGAAACUGCAGGGUCUAAUUACUGUAAACCAUGUGAUGCAACCUCUCUUGUGUGGAUCUCUCACAGCUGGCAGAGGAAAGGCAGUAGCUAUAUACUUAUAAUAGGGCAUAUAGAAUUACUCUCACUUGUGUUGCUUAUCCCCUUCCCAGAAGUGCCUCAAUAUCUGUCCUCGAGUGGCCUGUACCUUUAACAAAAUAUCUACCUUAGACCCAUUCUUUCUUCACUUUAUCCUUGUGUGCAGCACACCCUAAAGCUGAGAUGCUAAAAGAGUAGAGGGCUGGAUCAACAACAACAAAAAAAGUGUUAAAUACUUAAGGGCUUUCAGUGGGUAGCAUGCUAAAAAAGGAGCUGUCAAGGAAAAGGCUUUCAAGAGGAGGUACAACUUAAAUUUCAGCUGUGCUUAACUCUAAGCUAUGCUCAUUUUAGCCUGCACUGUGUCAGAGCCUGGUAGACUCUGCCUCCAUAAGUCCCUUAAACUUUGGAAGUUACAGGCUGUGGGGCACUGGCAUAGCAGUGCUGAGCUGCUCAGCUAGGGCAAAAUCAGAAUGUUGCUGGGCACACAUGGAGAGACACCUUGAAAACUGAAGCUUUUUGGAUGCUCAGUAGGGGCUCUCAGGGUGAUACUUUGGAUGCUGAAAAAAUACUAAAAAUACUUUGAUCUAGAAUGUAAGAUCUGGCCCAAUAAAAUAAGCUAGAGACAAGAGAGUAACACUUCUGCAGCCUUCUGUCCAUGCAGAUGUGAAUCAUCGGCCUGCUCCAGGGACUUGCCAGUCUGAGCAGAAGCUUCUAGCAUAGCACCAGACACUGCAGGGGAAGCAUGGGCUCUGUUCAGUACUGCACCUGAUUUUGGACACCAUUUUAACUUCUGGCUGGAGGUGAAGUGCCUGUUGCAGUGUUUGCAGUCGGUUGUUUCUUUCCUAACCUGCCUUUAGAGAGCAACUUGCUACUACAAGAACCCAUCCUUGCUGCUUGUGAGGGCUUGGUAUUUCAUCCUGGCUGCAGGCUGUGCCCUGGCACCUGCAGCUCAAGGGAUGGUUGAAAGCUCUGGGAUAGGGACUUGUGUAGGGACAAGUUCCCUCACCAGAUUAAUUUCCUUCUUCUUCAUGUAGCUCAGAGCAGAGCUAGGCUAACGCUUUGGACUGUAUUUUUAAACUACUCCAUGCUUUCUAAUGGUCAUAGAUGAAAAGCUUCAUUAGUACUAAAGUGAGUUUCUGAAGUUUGGUCUUUUUUCAUUUUAGUUAUUAUAUUAGACAAAAUAAUCUAACAUCACAAGCCUCUACAUUUUAAUUUCUGCUUCAGUGGUAGGAUAGUACUAGCAAAGCCAUAGUAAGGUAGAUUUUGCUAUUCUGGAAAAAAAAUUAAGUGCUUCUGGCAGCAUAGUCUUUCAUUCACUGAACCAGCACAAGCUCAUGCUACAGAAUUUGAGUGUAAUUACUAGAUUCUUGUGCUGUGAAAUUAGGGUGAGGGGGGUGGGUAGGUGAGUGCAGCCCCAGCUACAAUGCCUAUGUAGAGCCCAGGUCUUCAGGAGAAUGUCUCAUUUCAGGCAUGAAAUGUACUGAAGGUCAGCCUUCUGUGUCUACUGCAACAGGAGCAGACCCACACAGUAGGAGUUGCAUCUCCUCCAACAGGUUACACAACAGGAGAAAGUGUUUCCCAGUGAUAUAUGGAAAGGUGAAGCACAUUUUCUCCAGUACCUAUUAAAGGCAGAAACUGUACAUGACUUCAGUUUGGCUUGGUCUGCUUAAUUUCAGCACUAGUAAGGUUACAAGGACAGUGUUGCUCUGACUCCAUGUAUCUAUAUCUGCUUCAAAGUGCAGGCUCUGUAUUGCCACUAAAAAGGGAUGGGAGGCUGUAAGAUUUAAGCUAUUGCUACUUCAUUCUUGUAGAGCUGUCUCUGAGGCCCACACAGAGCAGGGACUGCAGGGCUAAUUAAGCAAUCAUAUUCAGAUGAUGCCUGCUAAAUGAACUCUCAACUGAGAUACUUGGGUGCUGGGGAGUGAGAACUGCACCAGCUGGGAAGGGGUCAGCUGUAGUGUUACAGUACAGCCAGGGGAACCAUAAUACACCACUCAGAUCCAUCUCUUAAGUUAAAUAAUGUUAUAACUUUUUUUUUUUUUCUUCCUACUUAGAGCUGACCCUCUCUUGGUCUCUUAGGUAGGCUGACUUGCUUCCUCCUAGCUAGAGGUCUAUGGUUAUGCUGUAGAAGUGGGGGAGCUACAGUUAGCUUCCAGUGGAAGCUGCUUUUGAUCUCCCUGCAGUAUCUGCAGGGGAGGAAAGGAACACUUUGAUUUGGACAGAACAGGCUGCAGAGGAUGCAUCUUACUGCUGUACUUUUAGGGGGUCUCUCCCCAUUUUUAACUUGCAUUAUAAACUUUUAUUCAAGUGCAAAGCUAAAACCAACUCAGACCAAAAGAAUGCCACUUGAGUGUGUGCAAAGAUGAGUGGUACUGACUCUGAAUAUGCAUGUUAAGGGAUAUCUUCUACUAGGCUUUUGCUGGGUGUAAACAGAUACAGAUAGUGAUGGACUUGCAAGGAUUUUGGAUUCUGUUCCCAAAAGGUCUGCAUGAAGGAAGAGACCCUGACUGGUCCUCAAGUCACCUAUUAGCUGAGGAACUGGUCAUAUUGUUCCUUUUAAUAUGCAAGUGCAGCCUUCUUGGGAAAGCUGUCUAAAGCUUCUUGUGCCAUUUGGUUAAUAAAAGUGUUUCCACCUUUAAAAGGAAAUUCUCUCCAGCUCCAUUGUUCUAUAUGCAGUUUAAGUGAAGGGGUAUGUACAUUUUUUCCCCUUUGCUAAUGAGACACAGCUGUAAGACCAUACCCCCAGGUUGCACUUUAAUAAAUGGUACAAUUUUCAAAA